AUGACUGCGCAGCAAUUAUACGCGAAGAUAGAGACUCCUAUCUCCUUACCGAACAAUGGAAUCACGGAUUCAAUGCUGUCCAAGAUUACACGUUUUAGGUCAAGCAUUGAUCAAAUUAAGGAGGAGAAUCUUGAUCUCGAAAGAAUGCGCGAUCAAUACAUUAUCCACCUGCAGCAAUGUCAGGAGGAUCAUGAAAUUCUUCGAAAUAUAUACAAAAGUUUGAAACAAAAGCUCGAUCGUGCGACGUUAUCAUUAGAUUCUGGAGGUGGCCAAAACCGUGGUGCAGAUGAUCAGCAAGCGCAACAGGCAACCGGCAAUGCUGCAGCUGCCUCACAAGAUGCUCUUGCUAUUAAGCCUUACAAUCCAGAAGUAAAAUUUUUGAAUACUACCCCAGGCUUGAACGUUACAUUGAAAGGUGCUUUUAUGGUCGAUGACAUUAUCUGCGCAGUAGCAUACAAUAAACAAGGCACACAAAUCGCAUUUUCAGCCGGAACUAGCUUAUUCGUUUUAGAUUCAGCUGCUGGUAAGUUAGUAACCCAGAUCGACCUUCCUCCACCGGAGAAGCCAGCCAGCAGCAGUAGGGCAAUUGCAUUUUCUCCAGAUGGAAACUACAUCGCUUUAUCUGUCGCUCCAUUUUAUAUUUAUAUAGUUAACAUCCAAGAAAAAGCAAUCAAGAAAACACUUACAGGCGGAACCCUCGAAAUUUCAUCUUUGCUGUAUAACAGUGAAGGAACUCUUUUAAUUUCGGGAAAUUUCGACGGAUCAAUUAUCGUAUGGGAUACAGCAAACUAUACAGAGAAGAAGCGAAUUCCUCCGAAAGACAAGGAUAGCGCAAUCGUUGGAAUUGCAACUUCCCCAGAAGAUUCUUAUUAUGCAGUUGCAUCAAGUGCUGGUAAAUUUACGAUAUAUACAUCCGAAUUCGAGAACACUACUUCGUUCGAUGCCCAUAAGGAAAAUAUGCUUGGCAUCGCCGUAUCUCCUUUAGAUGAGACAAUAGCUACAGUUUCACAAGACAUGACAGUUAAGGUAUGGGUGCUCCGUGUUGUUGCAACUCUUAAGUCUGAGCUUAAAGGACAUACAGAUUAUACCCUUACAGCUUGUUUCUCUCCAGAUACUCCAUUAUUGUUCUCAGGGUCAAAGGAUCAGACUAUACGUAUAUGGAAUUACAAGAAGGGAGAACUCAAAACUACAAUUGCUGCGCAUGUUAAUACGGUAUUUUCAAUAGCUCAUCAUCCAAAAUCGAAUCAGUUCGUUUCUGUAGGCGGUGAUCACAUGUGUUGCAUCUGGGAAUAUAAUGAACAGUAA
Trichomonas vaginalis G3 is the source of this 1305-nucleotide messenger RNA. Its product is annotated as WD repeat-containing protein family. Lineage: Eukaryota; Parabasalia; Trichomonadida; Trichomonadidae. Gene Ontology annotation, molecular function: protein binding. The record is from RefSeq and is a predicted model, not a curated record. Bases 1 to 1305 code for a protein of 434 amino acids. The transcript has a single exon.